Molecule: messenger RNA, 2596 nt
Organism: Orussus abietinus
Lineage: Eukaryota; Metazoa; Arthropoda; Insecta; Hymenoptera; Orussidae
Product: ATP-dependent RNA helicase DDX54
Exons: 12
Coding region: 136-2463 (775 amino acids)
Cellular component (GO): nucleus
Molecular function (GO): RNA helicase activity; RNA binding; ATP binding
Source: RefSeq, a predicted model, not a curated record
UGUAUUUCUCGAUUCCUAACCUAAUUUCAUGUCAAUUGUCACGUGGAAAAUUUGGAAAGACUCUCACGCUAAUAAUUGAGACGCUUUGAAUUGAAUUCAUGCUUGAAAUACCAAUAAUUUAAUUGAUUUGAGGCAAUGGAGACGGAAAUAGCUGGUUUCGCUAAUUAUGAAGAAACUGCUACAGAUGAUGAGAGUGAAAUCGCUGGUUCUAAAAAGAAAGCCAGCAAGAAGUCGGGUGGAUUUCAGGCUAUGGGUCUUAGCUUUCCUGUAAUGAAAGGGAUUUUGAAACGAGGCUAUAAAAUUCCAACACCUAUUCAGAGAAAAACUAUUCCACUUGCCUUAGAAGGUAGGGAUGUCGUCGCCAUGGCUCGAACAGGUAGUGGAAAAACUGCUUGUUUUUUAAUUCCACUGUUUGAAAAACUUAAAACUAGACAAGCAAAGACCGGUGCUAGAGCUUUGAUUUUAUCCCCAACUCGAGAGCUGGCAUUACAAACGCUAAAAUUCAUUAAAGAGAUAGGGAGAUUUACUGAAUUGAAGCCAGCAGUAAUUUUGGGUGGAGAUAGUAUGGAUAAUCAGUUCAGUAUAAUUCAUGGCAAUCCUGAUAUUAUUGUCGCUACACCAGGACGUUUUCUUCAUCUUUGUGUUGAGAUGGAACUACGUCUCAAUAGUAUCGAGUACGUCGUUUUUGACGAAGCUGACCGCUUGUUUGAAAUGGGAUUUGGGGAACAGGUUAAUGAAAUAGUAAACAGACUUCCUGAAUCUCGGCAAACUCUUUUGUUUUCGGCCACACUUCCAAAAGUACUGGUGGAAUUUGCAAAGGCUGGUUUAUCGGACCCUGUUCUACUACGUCUAGAUGUGGAAGGAAAGAUACCUGAUGAAUUAAAAUUAUCUUUUAUCGUAUGCCGUGCAGAGGAAAAACUAGCAGCACUUUUGUCAUUAUUAAAAAACAUCAUUAAACCCGAAUCACAAUCAGUGAUUUUUGCUGCUACAAUGCAUCAUGUUGAAUAUAUUCAUCUGAUAUUGGAUCAGGCCGGAAUUAGCAACACCUUCAUCUACUCAAAUUUGGAUCCAUCAGCACGUAAAAUAAAUGCAGCAAAAUUCCAGACUGGCAAAGUCAGAGUUCUUGUUGUAACUGAUGUGGCUGCACGAGGAAUCGAUAUACCCCAUUUAGAUUAUGUAAUUAAUUUUAAUUUUCCCGCCAAGAGCAAGUUAUUUGUCCAUAGAGUAGGUCGAUGUGCUCGUGCUGGUCAUACAGGCACGGCGUAUAACUUAAUUGGUCCAGAUGAAUAUGCUUACCUUUUGGAUUUGCAUCUCUUCUUGGGUCGACCUUUUUGCAUGGUUCCACCUUCAGGAGAUGAUGAUUGUCUCGAAGGCGCAGUAGGAAAAAUGCCACAAUCGAUGAUAGAAGAACAGCUUACAGAACUAAUAACCUGGCAUGAAAACUCAACAGACUUGUCGAAUAUGCAAAAAGUAUGUGAUAAUGCGUAUCAACAAUAUUUAAGAUCAAGGCCAGGAGCGUCACCAGAAAGCAACAAGAGGAUAAAAGAAUUGCGUAUUAGCACAGCUGGAGUUAUAGCUGAAUAUCGCGACAUUACACCAGCUGCAGCGGAUUUGCUUUCUCGUAUGAAAAAUUAUCGGCCCCCAGGAACUAUAUUCGAAAUAGGCGCGAAACCUUCCUCCGCAGACUAUCAGGUGAUGAAAGCAAAAAGAGCAUACCACAAGGAUAACAUUAUAAACUUUCAUAAAAAGGUAGAAGAAAUAGAAAGCAAACAAGAAAAUUUCAUUAAAGAGGCGAAGCAAAAGUCAACUCUUCCAGCCAGUAAUACGGAUGACAUCAAUUCGGUGUUUCGAGAAGUAAUAACCCCGAAGAAAAGGAGUAUAGAGAGUAUUUAUAAGAAUCAGAAGAAAAAGAAAAAAGUCACUCGAGACGAGGAGUUUUAUAUUCCCUACGCAGCUCCAGAUAAACACACCGAAGAGGGUUUGGCAGUAAACACCUUCAGAACGGAUGCUGAGAAAAUGCAAUUGGAUCUCACAGGGGAUACCGAAGACAUGAGGCGCCUUCAGACGCAAUUGAAAAAGUGGGAUCGCAAAAAGAAGAAGAUGAUCACUGUAAAUAAUGAUUCCAAGCAAGGAAAGAUCCGCACAGAAUCCGGCGUUUGGAUACCUGCAACUUACAAGAGCAAUCGUUACUCACAAUGGAAGGAGAAGAGUAAAGUUGAUUCUUUAAAUAAUGAGAGUAGCGACGAAGAGGAGCCACCACAAAUUCAAAAGUUGCAAACUACGGCGAACACACAUUGGGCGCGGCACAAUCAGAAGAUAAAGGAGAAGGUCAAGGCGAGAAAUGAGUUGAAGAGGCCCGAACAGAUACUGAAAGUUCGUAAGCUUAUGGAGAAGAAACGCAAAAAAAAUGGACGGAAACGGGGCAACAAAGGGGGUGGAAGAAAAGGAGGGAAGAAGUCGUAGAAAGAGGAUCGCUUACGUUGUCGGACAUAAACAUCUUAAUUAUAAUUUGAUACUUAACGAUAAUUUAACACGAGGGGCCUGCAUACGUUAAUGUACAUGCCGAAACAGUGAAAUACAUUUACGGAGGAGAAGA